AUGGAAGAUCACUCUGAAUCAUCUGAAGAUGAUGAUGACCUCAUCGAACCAGCAGACGAGGUGAUCAUCUCAUAUUAUCUGAAAAUGAUGAUGAACAACAGCAAAUCCUGGCCUAACCACUUCCUCAGAGACGAAUACGCACACGUGUACAACCUGAAUCCUAACUACUUCGUCAAAACUCAGAGCCCUAACUACUUCGUCUUCGUCAAACGCCGAACAGAGGCUUGUGGUAAAACCGACGGAUCCGAAUCGGGUUGCUGGAGAAUCAUGGGUCGUGAUAAACUCAUCAAGUCUGAGGAGACCGGGAAGAUUCUAGGGUUCAAGAAGAUUCUCAAGUUCUGUGAUAAGGAGAGGAAACGAGAAGAAGAAGACGAGGAUCAGGGAAUCUGGGUGAUGGAAGAGUAUAGCCUCGUCAGUAAAUGGAAGCAAGAUCAAGUGAUCUGCAAGAUUCGUCUUCUGCUCCAACCCGAGGUUACUUCCUUGCUCGCCAAGCAAUUCUCCUUGUUGACCAAAUCGAUGAUAUCGCCGUUUUCUCGGAGGCGUUUGAUGCCGAGGUGGGAUUUUUGGGCAACGAACGUACCAAGGGAUGAAAUAAUCACAAUCUAUCUGAAGUUGUUUCUCGGUGAUAAUCGAAACGAGUGGCCUAGACCACCUUUCCUGCGAAGCGAGCAAGUGUACGGUGUGGAGCCAUGGAGGAUUGUGUGGCCUCUUCAUACCCUCUUCGUCCUACACAUGGGACACUACUUCUUCGUCAACAAGACAGAGACUAGUGGUAGAACCGAUGGAUGCGAUGGCGGUUGCUGGAGGAUAAUAAGACAUGACAAAGUGAUCAUCUCGAAGAGGACCAAAGAGGUUCUUGGAUUCAAGAGGUUUUACAAGUUCUAUUACAGCGAGAAACCAAAAUUUGCAAAACCGGUUUUCAAGUUUGAAGAAGAUGAGAAUAAGAAGGUGGCUUGGGUAAUGGAAGAGUAUAGGGUUACUGAAGAGAGUAUGCAAGGUAAAGUGAUUUGCAGGAUUAGGCUUCUCUUCGCACAAGCACUAGAUUACUUGAUUCGAGAUGCAGCAAUAUAG
Molecule: messenger RNA, 1071 nt
Organism: Thlaspi arvense
Lineage: Eukaryota; Viridiplantae; Streptophyta; Magnoliopsida; Brassicales; Brassicaceae
Source: the annotation of a GenBank genome assembly